Messenger RNA from Iphiclides podalirius (scarce swallowtail), 1776 nucleotides. NCBI's taxonomy places the organism in Eukaryota, Metazoa, Arthropoda, Insecta, Lepidoptera, Papilionidae. The record is from the annotation of a GenBank genome assembly.
AUGAACGGCACGUUUUACGAGCAGCUAGGGGGUGUGGCCGGGAUCUUUGAUCAAUGGGGCACAUGCGAGAGGACCGUGAUGGCGUGCACCCUUGCGCGGCGUGUGCCCUGGCCGGGGCUGAAACUCGUGCAGCGGGCUGUGGAGGCAGCGCUGCAGAACCAUGUGGAGGACGAGCGUCUAGAAAGGGACGCAAACGACGAAACGCUGCUUGCCAGCUUACUUGCGCCAAGGACUGACGAAGACGAUGAUGAGGGUGGAGAGAGGCUGCGUCAGUUGUUGACAUUGUUGCCUCUCCUCCGGAGUGACAAUGAUCGUGCCAAGAGCGUAUACGUUGGCGCCGCGCCUUCUCUGGUGCAGCGUUGCGUGGACGCCCCAAGACGCAGUUCUGCAGCGCUAGAGCUGUGUAGACAGCUGCUCUCAUAUCUUCUGGUGCACCCAGCCCUCACACACCAUGAACAGAGGACACUGAUGCAGUGGCUACGCUACUUAGAGAAUCACAUCUCCGGCAACCGGAACACGGAGUCCGUGUGGCAGCAGUGGAUAGACCCGUGCCUGCUGCCGGACACGAACAUAUGGGGCGGGAACGGCGCUUUCAGGCGGACCAUCGGCAAGAACGUGGAGUUCCGUGGCAUCCUGGACUCCAACGAGCUGGCGCCGUUCUGCGAGCUGCUGCAGGAGUCGUUCUCGAAGAACGGCCGCGACGUGGACAUCAGCGCCGAGGGCGAGGUGGCCUUCGAGGCCGCCGUCGCCCAGCCCAAGGCGCAGCGCUCCAACAGCCUCACCCCGCCCACGAGCAGUUUGGUCCACAUGUCCUCCUCGGCGGAGAACCUGAGCGACGAGCCGUUCCAGAAGCCGCGCAGCUUCUCGCUGUCCAGCGAGCACAGCCUGGCGCAGCUGCGGCCGAUGGGCGGCGCCUACGGCACCACCGGCAGCGAGACCCGCCUCGACGAGCUGCGCUCCAACACCUACGCGGACCACCCCGGCAUGUCCACGGUGGCCCAGUGGCUCAAGGGCCUGCGGCUGCACAAGUACGUGUGGCUGUUCACCAACAUCAGCUACGAGCAGAUGCUGGCCAUGGACGAGGAGUACCUCGAGAAGCUGGGCGUGACGAAGGGCGCCCGCCACAAGAUCCUGGUGUCCAUCCGCAAGCUGGGCGAGCGCGGCGCCGUGCUGGAGCUGGUGCGCGCCGAGCUGGCGGCCGGCGGGCUGGCGCAAGCCCUCGAGCGGCUGCGCGCGCUGCUGGCCAGCCCCAUGCCGCCCGGCUCCGACCUGCCGCCCGCCAUCGUGGCCGCGCUGCAGCUAGCGUCCAAGUGCAUGAGCGGGACGGAGGAGAGCGGCGGGGCGGCGGCGGCGGGGGCACCGGCCCCGGCGGAGGGCGAGCCCGACCACAUCGACCCCAUGUCGCUGCACUGCUGGCUCGUGGAGAAGGCGCUGCACCACGAGGCGUUCGCGCGCAGCGAGCUGCAGAGGGCGCUGAGGGCGCUCCGCCACCGGCUGCCGCCGAGGCAGUUCUUCCGCCACGUGGGCGAGCUGCCCUUGCACGCUCACCGCCACAAGCCCAGAUGGUGCCCCCGCGCGGCGCCGCGUCGCAGCUGGGCGCCGCCGCCGCCGCGCGGCAAGUCGCACUCGUACCCGCCCUUCCCCGCGGCGCUGUGGCCGCCCGCCGCCCGCGCGCCCCGCCCCCGCCCCCACCCCAACCCGCACCCGCGCAGCCCCCCCGACGACUACUCGGGCCUGGACGCGCUCUGCCUGCAGAUGACCGAGCAGGCCAUCAAC